Messenger RNA from Astrephomene gubernaculifera, 2972 nucleotides. NCBI's taxonomy places the organism in Eukaryota, Viridiplantae, Chlorophyta, Chlorophyceae, Chlamydomonadales, Astrephomenaceae. The record is from the annotation of a GenBank genome assembly.
AGCUGCUUGACGAAUAUAACUUCUUACUAGUACCUGUAGGACUGCGAGUCCCGUUCUGUCUACAGUCUGUACUCCGGAAGAGGCCUAGGUAGCGCGCCUAAAAGGCUACUCGGCUAGACGUGCGGCGCCUUCCCUAUCCAUCAUAGCAACAAUGGCGCCAAGCCUUGAGGUCACAGCUUGGAAUGGAGAUAUUUUUACUCUUCGCCAGGUUGGUGGCCUCCUUCCAAGAACCAUGACCCCUGGCACUCCGCGUCUUAUCGCUGCUGCGGCCGUUGAACCCGCACUGCCAGCUGGUUCCCAGCAGCGGAAGCGGCGCCUUCUCGUAGAACCACUGGGAGUGUGGGUCAAGGAUGGCCGCAUCGCAUGUAGCCCACAGGGCUCAAGCAACUCGGCCAUUUCCGCUGUCGGAAACGAUGCCAGCACUGUGGCAAUGCUGAAUAAUCCUUCUACGACAGGCCGCCAGCAGCCAAGUGCUGACACAUACAGCUCUACUGCUGAAGCAGGACAGCUUGCGCCCACACAACUCCAGGAAAUGCAGUCUCCAUCCCAAACUUCGAACAGCUAUGGCCCAGUGCGGGCACCCGCUGUUCCCCUCCUCAGCGCUGCCGCAAGGCUCAAGCCGUACACCCUCCAGGCUACAUUGAACAGAAUGGCGUCAUUCGACCGGCGUCUGGUCACAAACACGACCAACAACCUCCCGGCAACCAUUGAAGCAGCUUCUCCGUUUGCACUAACUGGCGCGAUCACGCCCUUCGUCAUUGGCAACUCCUCCAUCCCUGCUUCGGCUUCAGCCUUCCUGUCUUCCCGACCUCCAUCACUGCCGCCGUCACAGCAGCCAUCUCAGCCGCAGGCCGCCAGCCAGCCCCUGCCGCUGGCGGGCCGCGCCUCCGGUGCUGGCGUGUCCGAGCUGUGGCACAUGUGGGUCAGCGAUGAGGUCGCAGCGCACGAGGGCUGGUCGGCCACAACGUUGAAAGCAGGACCGUCUGGCCCUACUGCUGCUUGCUGCAGCAGCAGCAGUUCCGUCCCACUGCCAGCUUCAAUGUCCCAAUCGCGCCACUCCUCCUCCUCUCUGUCCUCCGGCCUUCACCCUGAUCUUCCUGCUGCUGCUUCGUCGUCCCCUGCUCGUCCCUCCUCCUGGGCCGAUGGUGGCGCGGAGGUAUGGGAGGCGGCGUUCGGCGAACCCGCAACGGCAUCAGUCCUGCUAAGGUAGAAGAAGACACUGUCGACGAACCUGCCCCUGCUGCUCCCGCCCUGUACUCCGCCACGCUCCCUUGCACGCCUCAUCACCUCCGCCGCCAGAGGCUUCGCCCGCCGCCUGAGCACAGCAUCCGCCGCCGCGGCCGCAGUCGCUGUGGCGUCCCCGAGCGGUGGCCUAAACAGUCAGUACCAAGCCAUAGCACAUGCCGUGAUUUGGGUAGGAGAGCGCAUGUGGCUGUUGCCGUACUUACUACGAAUUGCCUGGAGUGACUAACGUGGAGUGUGGGACUGGAAACUUUUAUUUUAGCACUUUGCGUUGUUUAAUUGAGAAGAAGAGUAUGUUUAUGUUUGUGUUUUAGUGAGCCUUUUCUGAAGGGGGGGAACAUUACAUAGCUUGUCGGGCCUGAUAGGGCCUGCUGCAAACGGUUAUUAUCGGCCGUACGGCACGGCUAACGUAACCGAAUUACAUCGCACACCACAUGGAAAAUCGUACAACGCCUGGAUGGGGGCCUUGCUGCUUGUUGGCAGUGCACCAUUCGCGCUAGUAACUGGUAACUCAUGUCUGGGUCUUUGUGUUGUGCCGGCUAGCAGUUCGCAGUAGUCGCGCAUGGGCCUUGCACGGCUUCUUCCUUUGUUUCAGGCAUGGCUGGGUGCCUUGCCGCUUUCACAACGUAUUUCAGUUACUCGUGCUGAGUACCCGAGAGUGAGAAUUUUGCUGUGGUUACCCCCUAAUUGUUACCGGAGUUGGGGGCGCGGACGUGAUCAAGCAGUCUUGGUUCCGUGUCUCAAUCCCCUUCUGGGGUCUCCCUUGUGAGUUGAAGACUUGAAGUAGUCAACAAGGAUGUUGUCGUGUGGAAAAGGCCUAACCUUUGGACCGGAUCUUGGAACUGGCCGGGGCAAUACUUGUCCUCGACAUGGCAGCAGAGAGGCGACCAGAUCCAGACAGGCAGGCGAGCCCUGUCCCGUGGCGCUGGCUUGUUUUUAGAUGCAUUUUGAAGACACGCGCAUCUGUGAACCGUGUAGAACUUUGUACUUUAACAAGGAAUUCGUUUGCUUUACUCGUGUUGAAUGGCUAGAAUGGCGGGCAUUGGAUGGUAUCUGCAGUGUUUUGUGGUACCCCAUGCGCAUAUGCGUGGAGGAAGAAAAUGUUGGCGGCGUUUACGCGUCCUAAUGGUGUAGGGUUCGCUACGGCAACCCACCUUGUCAUGGAGUGUGCAGGUUUAUCGCAGCGGCCUUUUAUCAUAUUCUGCAACCGAGCAUAAGUUUGGCGCAGCGAGCUGGCGGAUGCGUGCUUCUGCAGCUGUAUCGCCCUUCAUACCUGUGCAUGUGAUUGCCUCGUUAGGCGUUACCCCCAAUAACAUGAUGGGCAUGUUUUAAGGCAGCUAGUGCCGUCGUGGUUAUUACUGGUUGUUAGAAGCUCAAAAGCAUGGGCCUCUGCCGCAAGACGCUAGCUGCGUGCUAGGCCGUACCAUGGACGCAUGGACUGCUACCAAGAUUGCGACUGUUCGCAGGAGGAGGUUGGGCCCCGUGACCGUUUGGGCGCCACAAAGUGAUCGUUUCGUGUAUAUGCGUGCAGAUUCGCAGGAGUGCGUUUUGAAGCAGACACGAUGAUAGGCAUGUACCAUGAUGCAUUUCAUUUGUUCAGGCUGUCGCGUCUUGUGAAGAACUUUUUGUGGGCAUAUCCCGUGGCAGGGUUCGGAACCUGGCUGCUGCUUGUGGGGUAUCGGCCAGGUCGUGUGGUUGCGACACGCCGGUGGAACCCCGGUGUGCUUGGC